This is a messenger RNA of Didymodactylos carnosus, 1420 nucleotides long. The record is from the annotation of a GenBank genome assembly. Lineage: Eukaryota; Metazoa; Rotifera; Eurotatoria; Philodinida; Philodinidae.
AUGCAGGAAAAUCUCUGGCCUCUUCAAGCUAUUAUAGUUGAAAUACCGGUUCCAGUUCGAGAAUGGAAGAAUGCUGUGAUGUUAUUUGCUUGUCGGCUGUCGACGAGUAAACCCGAUCGUGAAAGAUUCUUGAACCUUGUUGUCAAGCAAAUUGAACGUUUAAUUGUAACUGGUAUUAGAAUACGAAAUUCUCGAGAUCAUAUUAUGUAUAACGUUCGUGUACAGUAUGCGGUUUUCGAUUUGCCCGCACGAGCUCAUUUCGUUAAUAUCGUACAAUAUAAUGGGUAUACCAGAGGUCAGUAUCAACAGACAAGUUUUCUUUCCGUACUCAGAUGUAAAAUACAAAGAAAAAGAUAACAAGUUUUAUGUUCAAAUGUCGUCACAAGCCACUCAGCAUCAUAGUAUACAAGGAGUGAAGGGUACAACACCCCUAUCAUCUAUUUUAUUGUUACCGCUCCAAUGCCCAUAUGAUGAGAUGCAUCUUGUUUAUCAUGGACAUUUAAAAACGCUUUUAAAUUACUGGGAUCAAAUGUUCGCAAAAACGUUCACUGAUGCAACGCCUGUUUUAUUAUCUAUAAUUCUUCCACAUUCAUUCAAAUCUUAAUAUUCUCCUUUAGUCAAUUUUAAUGUAUUGAAGGCUAAACUUUUACGUGCUUUUUUUUUAUAUUCUGCUGCUCCAUUCAGUGUUUUCUUCCUUCCCGACAAAUAUGCCUGUCAUGUUCUGUUAUAUUUUGUUUUCAUACGAGUUUUACAUUUUUUUCCUGAUAAGAGCCUGUUGAACGGAAUCGAUUGUUUCUUCGAUGAAUAUCAUAGGAACGUAGCAUCUUUAUACGGUGAACACUCAUAGCUUGGUACAUUAAACUUUCGCCAGCAUCUUCCAACUUACGACCACGCUGCGCUAUGUUUUACGUCUUGUUUCAGACGGGAGUCGUACUUAAGUGAUGCGCUUCGGUGGUGUCACGGAAAACGUUACGUUCUCAAACAACUUGUCACAUGGUAUGAGAUCAAUCAGAAUACAUGUGAAAGCUCCUCUUUGUCUUUUAAUGAUGUUUUUCUAAAAGAAAACUUGUUGAGAGAAGCAUGUGUUUCUCAGAUUUUUAUGGAUUCGAUUUUACCAGUUUUCACUGUUUGUACCAAUGAAAUAAAUAUAGAUAUAUUUAGUAAUUUUACAACCGCCUUCUUGGUUACUAGAGACUCAGACAGAAUUCAUUCCUUCGGAAAUGAAUUCUGUCUGAGUCUCUAGUAACCAAGAAGGCGGUUGUAAAAUUACUAAAUAUAAUUAAAUUUAAGUCGAGUUUUAUAUACAAAAAUAUAGAUAUAGAUCAGUGUAGAUAUUUUUCUGUAUAUACUCGUGGUUUACUGUUUUCCAAUCUGUAGCAUAUUCCCGUAGAGGAAAUGCAAUCGGUCACUAUGUUUCAGU